AUGAUCUUCCCAUUCCCUAAAUGUCUUGCAACACAAACCAUCCUUGGCCUCAAUUAUUUAAACUCCAGCUAUCCCAUUUUCAUAUUUUCAAACAAACCUCAUACAAUCAAAAUGUUUGCUAAAACUCUUAUUUUCUUCUUUUGGCUCUUACUUUCUCUCCUCAUUCUUCACUCAACAUCAUCAUCCAUUUCUUCACAUGUGUAUAUAGUGUACUUAGGGCACAAUGCUUUGAGUGAUAAUGAUGCUACAUUGACCUCCAAAUACCAUCUUCAUCUACUCUCAAAAGUGUUUGCAAGUGAAGAAGAUAGUAAAAGAGCCAUGUUGUAUAGCUACAAGAAAGCUUUUUCGGGCUUCUCAGCUAAGCUUAAUGCAAGCCAGGCAAUAGCAUUAUCAAAGAUGGAAGGAGUGAUAUCCGUAUUCGAGAGUAAAACAAUGCAACUCCACACGACAAGAAGUUGGGAUUUCUUAGGACUUCCUAUUCCUUCCUUUACUAAUAAUAUGAGACCAUUAUUUCCACUUCCCAGCUAUGGUGAUCACGACAUAGUUGUUGGCAUCUUUGAUUCAGGUGUGUGGCCAGAAUCCGAAAGUUUCAAGGAGAGUGAAGGGAUAGGGAGAAUUCCAUGCAAUUGGAAAGGGAAAUGUGUGAAAGGAUACAGAUUCGAUCCAGCAUCAGCCUGCAACCGCAAGCUAAUCGGCGCUCGCUAUUACCUUAAAGGCUUCGAAGCCCAAUACGGAGCACUCAACACCACCGCCGGCGAGUUCCGCUCCCCUCGAGACUUCUUAGGCCAUGGAACUCACACUGCUUCCACGGCGGUGGGUGCGGUUGUGCACAAUGUGGCCUUCACAGCAUCUUCAUCAUUGGCGAAAGGAACUGCCCGUGGGGGCGCUCCCUGGGCCAGGCUGGCGGUGUAUAAAGUGUGUUGGGGAAAAGACUACGAAGGCAAGUGCACCGAUGCCGACGUCAUGGCUGCUUUCGACGACGCUUUACACGACGGAGUGGAUGUCAUAUCCGCCUCGUUCGGAGAGACGCCGCCGUUGGCUCCGUUGUUUGAGUCGGCUUCUGCUAUUGGCUCAUUCCAUGCGAUGCAGCGGGGAGUGAGUGUGGUGUUCUCUGCUGGAAAUGAUGGACCACACCCUUCGCUUGUUCAAAAUGUGUCUCCUUGGAGUAUUUGUGUUGCUGCUUCUACCAUGGAUCGAACUUUUCCCACUCCAAUACUUCUCCCCAACCACUUCUCUAUCAUGGGCGAGAGCUUGAUCACAAGGAGUAUAAUAAACGUAAAGCUGGCAGAUGCAAUCAACUAUUUCAGAGAUGGAAUUUGCGAGAUAGAAAAUAUAAGGAAAGGAGGGAAAUCAGGUUUAAGAAAAGUUGUACUGUGUUUCUCAACAAUUGGGCCAGUUUCCAUAGGAGCUGCACAAGAAGCAGUGAAAGCCAUCAAUGGCUCUGCUUUAAUAUUUGCUUCACCCCCCGCCGUUGAUCUCCCAGAUCUAGAUCUCAUCCCCACCGUUCGUAUUGACAUCGCUCAAGCUACUCAAAUUCGAAACUUUCUUGCUGAAUUACCCAGACUGCCAGCUGUCGAGAUCGGAGUUGCCAGAAGUGUUAUCGGAAAAUCUGUAGCUCCAACUGUGGCUUACUUUUCAUCUAGAGGACCAAGCUCUAUUUUAGAUGACAUCCUCAAGCCGGACAUAAGUGCCCCAGGAGUGAACAUAUUGGCGGCAUGGCCUCCGGAAACAGCUCCGACGGUGAGGCCAAGUGGAAGUGCCGUUGAAGAAGAAGGUUUAAAAUGGAAUUUUCAGUCAGGAACUUCAAUGUCAUGCCCUCACAUCUCCGGUGUAGUUGCCCUCAUCAAAUCUGUUCAUCCCAGUUGGUCACCUGCAGCCAUUAGAUCUGCCAUCAUCACUACAGCGACGAAGAGAGACUAUAGUGGGAAUAGCAUCCUAGCAGGCGGAUCCAUGAAAGCAUCAGACCCAUUGGACGUUGGUGCAGGUCAAGUCAAUCCCUUAAAGGCCAUAAAUCCAGGACUAAUCUACGACAUCACAACCAAUGAUUACAUUACUUUCCUUUGCAAUAUUGGCUACACUGAACAACAAAUCAACAUGCUAAUUCUCAACCCUACUCCUCACUUUUGUUGUCGUCAAUCCACUGCUACCACUGCAAAUCUUAAUUAUCCGUCGAUUACUCUUGCAAAUCUUCGCUCUACCCUCACACUCAAAAGAAUUGUUCGCAAUGUAUCGCACAACAAAAACGCCAUUUACUUUCUUAGGAUUCGUCCUCCUAAUGGAGUCCGAGUACAGGUCUGGCCAAGGAUCCUCUUUUUCUCUUGCUUUAGGCAACAAAUUUCAUACUAUAUUACUAUAACUCCGCUUAAGAAAUCUCGGGGAAGAUAUGAUUUUGGGGAGAUUCAAUGGUCCAAUCGCUUCCAUACUGUCACUAGUCCUCUUGUUGUACGUCUUGUCACUUCCACAUGACAAUCGACUUAAUCUUGUAAUGAUGUUUAUCAUCAUCUGUUAUCUUAAUAUUACUGUGUCAUAUAAUGAUAAUAAUACUAUUAUUCCUCGUUA
Molecule: messenger RNA, 2559 nt
Organism: Benincasa hispida (wax gourd)
Lineage: Eukaryota; Viridiplantae; Streptophyta; Magnoliopsida; Cucurbitales; Cucurbitaceae
Source: RefSeq, a predicted model, not a curated record